CUCGAAGUGUUUAGACGUGCAUCACACAGUGCGUGGUGUUGCGGCUCGUGCGUGACUUCACGAAUUAGAUUUAAAAUAAAACUGCCACACACGUGUGACCGUCGGUUGCGGGCAGAUCGCAUCGGAACUUCCGGAAUCGUGAGUCGCUGUCGCGUUCGCGCGCGAGGUUUUUGGCGGUGAUUCAGUCUGGUCACACCGACGGAUUUUGUGACAGAAUGUUGUCUGUUGAUCAACAUAUGCGCGCGUCUUCGGCGGAGUGUUGAAUUUCGCGAGAAACAUGCGAGCCGGAUCUAUUAAUAGUGACGGGAGAAAAUAAAAAGGCAGAAUUACGCGGGUGAAUUUCGCUGACCAAAGAAGAAAGUGUCGGUGUGUGUUUUUGUCUGUUGAAACGUAAACAGUUUGUUGGUCGAAGCGAAUUAGGAGGAAACAAAUUUAGAACGUGUCAUUUGUUUAGAAAACGAAAGUAUUGCGCAACUCGUGACAAAUUAGGCGCGCGUUAUCUCACUAUUGUUCGAAAGCACAAUACAAUACUUGGAAAAGUGGAAUUCGUUGCACAAAUGUUAGAUAAGUCAAGCUUAAGCCAAGUUUAGUUAGCCAAAAUGUUGCAACAUCCGAGCAGUGAUUACUACGAGCUGUCGGCGGCCAGUAAACAAACGCCCCCAACUUUUAGUCCGCAGGGGUCGGCCGCCAAUGCCGUGGUGCUGGCCUCGAUGGCUGGAGGAGGGACGGGAGCAGGAGGAGGAGGAGUUGGAGGUGUUGGUGGUUUGAAUAACAACAACAACAAUAAUAACAACAACAACAAUGAUAACGAUCUGGACCUGAUGGGACAGAACGGUGGCGACCGGGAGUCGAUGCCGAGCUUUGGAUUUACCCAGGAGCAGGUCGCGUGCGUUUGUGAGGUGCUGCAACAGGCGGGCAAUAUCGAGCGGCUGGGCCGAUUCCUGUGGUCAUUGCCCCAGUGCGACAAGCUGCAGCUGAACGAGUCCGUGCUGAAGGCCAAAGCCGUCGUGGCGUUCCACCGGGGGAACUUCAAGGAGCUGUACCGGUUGCUGGAGCACCACUCGUACGCGCCGCACAACCACGCCAAGCUGCAGGCGCUGUGGCUGAAAGCCCACUACGUGGAAGCAGAAAAGCUACGGGGGCGGCCACUGGGUGCGGUCGGAAAAUACCGGGUGCGACGCAAGUUCCCCCUGCCCCGGACGAUCUGGGACGGCGAGGAAACCAGCUACUGCUUCAAGGAAAAAUCGAGAUCGGUUCUGCGAGAUUGGUACACGCAUAAUCCUUAUCCUUCGCCGAGGGAGAAGCGGGAACUGGCCGAGGCUACCGGAUUAACCACCACCCAGGUCUCAAACUGGUUCAAGAACCGACGGCAACGGGACCGAGCAGCUGAGCACAAAGACACCGGUGAAUCCGACAAGCAGCACCUGGACUCGUCCUCCGACUCGGACAUGGAAGGUCCCAGCCUAGGAAUGCCCGGUGCGAACAGCGUCGGCGGUCAUGCCCCACCGGGUAUGGGAGGCCUUUCCGGGUCCUCGGCACAAAACAUGCACCUCGGUGGUUCCGGCCUGGGCAUGAGUCCCGGUAUCCCCGGUGGCCCACCAGGAGGAGGUGGCGGCGGCGGCCAGAUUACGUCCGGAGGUUCCGGUGGCGGUGGUGGUGGCUUGGGCGGACUCGGCGUCGAUCAUCAACCGCAGCCACUUUCGACGCGAAACAGCAACCUGAUGAACAUCCCGGCCAGCAACAACAAGGCCCUCGGGCAGUUGUCGUCCAGUUCACUGACGGCGGCCUACUCGCACCUGUGGGAUCGCUCCAACAUGAUGGGAUCGAUGCCAAUCUACGACAUUGGAGACUACCAGCAUUUAUGAUUUUAAGUUGUGUGCGAAACGGAGCGAUUUUUGUGAUUUUUUCUUAUUAAUUUGAGCGCGCGCGAGGCAGAGAUCAGAAUAGUACUACGCUGUGUAAAAUUUAGAGGUUUAUUCUAGCAUAGAUUAUAAUCUAGGUCAGCUACAAUUUGUCUGCAAUCUCAAACACUGUUAGUUUUCGCAUAUAAGUUAAGGAGGAAACCUGUCUUCUUGAGUUUUAUAGGGCGUAUUUUUUACAUUUUUUGAGAAAAAACUUAUCAUAUCUUAUUAGGAGCAAAA
Culex quinquefasciatus (southern house mosquito) is the source of this 2141-nucleotide messenger RNA. RefSeq names its product homeobox protein six1b. Gene Ontology annotation, cellular component: transcription regulator complex; nucleus. The coding region runs from base 600 to 1865 and encodes 421 amino acids. Gene Ontology annotation, molecular function: RNA polymerase II cis-regulatory region sequence-specific DNA binding; DNA-binding transcription factor activity, RNA polymerase II-specific. Gene Ontology annotation, biological process: regulation of transcription by RNA polymerase II. The record is from RefSeq and is a predicted model, not a curated record. Lineage: Eukaryota; Metazoa; Arthropoda; Insecta; Diptera; Culicidae. The transcript has 6 exons.